This is a messenger RNA of Tympanuchus pallidicinctus (lesser prairie-chicken), 2542 nucleotides long. It is a transcript of the gene SLC8B1, whose product is annotated as solute carrier family 8 member B1. Bases 466 to 2211 code for a protein of 581 amino acids. The transcript is spliced from 16 exons. Gene Ontology annotation, biological process: calcium export from the mitochondrion; intracellular calcium ion homeostasis. The record is from RefSeq and is a predicted model, not a curated record. NCBI's taxonomy places the organism in Eukaryota, Metazoa, Chordata, Aves, Galliformes, Phasianidae. Gene Ontology annotation, cellular component: membrane. Gene Ontology annotation, molecular function: calcium:sodium antiporter activity.
GCCGAACGCGGUGCCCUGAGAGUGCCGGGCGGCGGGGGCUCUACAGAGUGGCCCCCCCGGUCCCUUUCUUCCUGUGCUACAAAGAGGCGCUGUCGCUUUAAGAGCGGAGAGUGGCGGCCCCUUUAAGGCAGGGUGGAAAUCAGCUGCCCUUGCACGGCGGCGGGGCUGCGUGACACGGCGAGGUGGGGCGGGAGGGUGCCCUGGUAGCCCCGGCAGCCCCGGCCCCAGCAGGACUUCGUCCUCGCCUUUCGUCAGCUCUAUUUUUAACCCUAUUCCUGUUUUGCAUUUCCAUUUUCCUCUCCCGUUUUUAUUCCUAUUUCUAUCCCCGUUUUCUCUUUCCGUUCGUAUUUCUACUCCUGCUCCUGUCCCCGUCUCUCCCCCCGGCCAUGGCUCCCGCCCCUCGCGAGCAAUAGCCCCCAGCAUCCGACCCCCGAAGCCUGAGCUGUGUCCGAGCCGUGGGACGCGAUGGGGCCGCUGUGGGCGCUGCGCGUGGCCGGGGCGCUGAGCGUGGCCGGGGCGCUGGCGGGGCACGGCGGCUCCCAGCGCUCGGGGCCGCCGGCGGCUCUGGAGGCGGGGACCCGGGGUGACGGCGCGGGACACGACCGGGGCGUGGACUGCCGGGAGGUGCGGAAGCGCAACAGCUCCGAGCGGUGCCGCUUCGUGCGCGGCACCCCGGACUGCCGCCUGGACGACGGUUUCCUCGACUAUCUCGGCGGAGCGUUCUGCGCCUUCCCCGCCGCGCUGCUCCCGCUGCCCGUCGGCCUCUACGUGCUUUGGCUCCUCUAUCUCUUCGUCAUACUCGGCGUGACGGCAGAGAAGUUCUUCUGCCCCAACCUGUCGGCCAUCUCCACCACGCUGAAGCUGUCCCACAAUGUGGCAGGUGUCACCUUCCUGGCCUUUGGCAACGGAGCCCCGGAUGUCUUCAGUGCUGUGGUGGCAUUCUCCGACCCGCGCACAGCUGGGCUAGCGGUUGGGGCCGUCUUUGGCGCCGGCAUCUUUGUCACCACAGUGGUGGCUGGUGGCAUCGCCCUGGUGAAGCCCUUUGCAGCGGCCUCCAGGCCCUUCCUCCGGGACGUCAUCUUCUACAUGGUGGCCGUCUUCCUCACCUUCCUGAUCCUCUACUUUGGCCGCAUCACACUGGGGGAGGCUCUAGGGUACCUGGGGCUCUACGUCUUCUAUGUCUUCACUGUGGUGCUGUGCACCUGGAUUCAUCGCUGGCAGCGCGGGGAUGGACCGUCCCAACCCGGGCCGUGGGAGCCAGCAAUACCAACAGAUGCUGAGGAGCAGGAGUCCUCGGGCACCAACUGCGGGGACUACGGUGAGGAGUAUCGACCCCUGCUACCCCACCGCAAUUCCUCGCUGCACAUACUUGGCACUGCACUCAAUCCCCUGGACAAGCAAAAGUGGAGGAGGAAGCCCUGGUACUGGCGGCUCUUCAAAGUGCUCAAGGUCCCUGUGGAGCUGGUACUGCUGCUCACUGUGCCUGUGGUGGACCCCGACAAGGACGACUUGAACUGGAAGAGACCCCUCAACUGCCUGCACAUCAUCACUGGGCCCCUGCUCUGCAUCCUCACCCUCAAUUCGGGGGCCUAUGGGCUGUACCAGAUCCAGGGCGUCUUCCCGGUCUGGGCGCUGGUUGCACUGGCUGGCUCCAUCCUGGCCAUCAUCAUCUUUGUGACCACACGCAAUGAAGAGCCACCCAAAUACCACUGUGUAUUCGCCUUCCUUGGGUUCCUGGUCAGCGCUAUGUGGAUCAAUGCAGCAGCCACAGAGCUGGUGAACAUCCUGCGGACCCUGGGCAUCAUCUUUGAUCUUAGUAACACUGUGCUGGGCCUGACCCUGCUGGCCUGGGGCAACAGCAUUGGAGACACCUUCUCUGACCUCACCAUGGCACGGCAGGGCUACCCCCGCAUGGCCUUCUCUGCCUGCUUUGGAGGCAUCAUCUUCAAUAUUCUGGUGGGCGUGGGGCUGGGCUGCCUGCUGCAGAUGACCAGCAGCCAGAUGGCAGUGAAGCUGGAGCCUGACAGCCUGCUGGUGUGGAUCUUGGCUGGGGCCCUGGGACUGAGCCUGGUGUUCUCCUUCGUGGUGGUACCGGCACAGUGCUUCCAGCUGGGCAGGGCAUACGGCACCUGCCUCAUCCUCUACUACUUGGCUUUUCUCUGUGUGGCCCUGCUCACCGAAUUCCAGGUGAUCCACCUGGUUCCCACCUGAGCACUGCAUGUCCACGUCCCUGCCCUGCUGCAGCCCACUGGGCCACACAUUUGCUCUUCGGAGAGAAAGCUGGUUGUGUUUUGGGAAAGAAAGAGCAUUUGUUAAGCACUAGCCCUCUCCUCACUCCACUCUGUUGAACUUCGUUUAACUUGGGGCUUCUCUGAACAAGGAUGAGGGUAAAGGCUUGGUUGGCUGCUGCCUCAGGGCAUAGGGCUGGAGCAGCUGCAGGGGAGCAUGCGCUAAGACACCCCUUCACCUCUCCAUCUGGGAUCCUCUGGGGCUGGCAGCCAUGCGCUAUGGGGAAACUGGAAAGUAAAGGCUUGAGUGCAAA